GCCAAUCACAGGCUGACACAGACAGGCUGCAGCUGAAAAACAGAAGCACAAGGGAGGCUGCACACUUUUAGAAAAGCAGUCACACAUGACAUGUUCCUGGAGAACACACUCAGACACUCACACACUCACACACACUCCAUCAGUUUGAGCUUCUCAUGUGAAGGCUGAGCACACACACAUUCAGGGAAGACUUGACCGACUUCAGUGAAGUUUCUUUUUUUGUUUCCUUCAUUGUUAACUCCAUCUCCUCCUCCUGCUGUGCACACAUCUGCCAACAUGUGCCUUCCUCUGACAGCGGCGCUGCUGCUGUCUCUGCUCGGUUCCAUGUCCUGUGCUCAGUUCAUGGCACCUCUGAACAUGGGGGGAGUCACGGGGAAGGUGUACUUUAACUCCACCUCAAACAUGGCCACCCUCAACGUGUCCGGUGCUGGAUCCUGUGGUCCACUUAACCUCUCCCUCAAUGUGUUCCCGGUCAAGUUUGGACAUUUCGCUCAGCCCUGUUCUGAAGCACAUAUCGGCCCAAGCGUCCACACCUUCAGCGCAAAUCCUGAAUCCACCUUAAACGUGUCACAAAUUUUUGGACAAAAUUCCAACCUGGCGGACUUCACACUGAGUUUGCAGAAGUGUGAUGGCACUACAGUUUGCACGGUCGUGACUCAAAGUCAAGCCCCCAUGACUCGUCAGGCUCGGUUCACUGAAACCAUAGCAGGUAACAUUUACAUCCGUGCAAACACAGGACAGAAUAAUCCCAGGGUUCUUGCAGACCUAGUUACAAUCGGAGAUGUCAAUGCUUCACAAUCAAACACCACUCUCUACGCAUCAACUAGCUCAGCCGCAAACUGUAAGGCUCUUCUUGAAAGCUUAGAUACCUCAACUUUGACCAAUCUUGGAGUCCUAAAAGUUGGAACCCCUCUGACGUCUUCUAAAUCCCGUCUGGACCUGGCGAGCUACACCACCAACAAUCGCUUUCUCCUAAUUGGCAUGAAUUCAAGUUUCAAGUGUGCUCAGAUUUACAACGUGCCACAGAAGAAGGUGAGCGCUGUUAUGAACAUGAGAGGGAUCAAAGGUCACCUCAGCUUCAUUCAGGCUUCCCCAUUUGAUGUGACAGAGGUGAGGUUAAACCUGACUAACUUACGGGGCAGGGUUGGCCCUUACCAUGUGCACCAGUUUCCUGUCCCCUCUGUACGGGCCAUUCAAUCGUCCAUGUGUUCAAAUGAUAACGUGGGUGGCCACUUGAAUCCAUUUGGUUUGAACACGAAUGACGCAUCGUACCCAAAUGGGUCUGGUUCGACGCACGAAAUGUACGAGCUUGGCGACCUCAGCAACAAGCACAUGUCCCUUGCAGGUAAAAACGAAGUGGACAUUUCGUUCCAAGACUUCCACCUGCCUCUGUUUGGACGGAACAGCAUUGUUGGCCGCUCAGUUGUCAUUCACCAAUUGGAUGGUGCCAGAUAUGUUUGUGCCAGUAUCAGCUACCCUGGUGAAGUGGUUGUAUCCAGAGCCAGAUUUCAGAGCCCUGUGGUCGGUGAGGUCUGGUUCACCCAACUGAAGGACAACCCUCUGUCUGAUGUCUCCAUCUUCAUGGAUUUAUCAAAUGGAGAUACCUCAAUGACACCAACCCAAAACCACAACUGGCACGUUCACACCUACCCCAUCAGCUCAGAAAAUGAUAAUGAUGUAAACCGCUGCAGCACAGCAGGAGGGCACUGGAACCCUUUUGGUGUCAACACAACAGACAGUAGCUACGCCCUCCACUGUGCCCCGUCCAGACCUUUAUCCUGCGAGGUGGGAGAUCUCUCCAGCAAACACAGCCCUAUCAAUCUCGACAACAGCCCAUGCGCAGUGGGAGCAAAAAACUUCUUCACUGACACCACUUCCUGGUUGCCAAAUAUGGGCAUUAUUGGUCGUUCUGUAGUCAUUCAUCUGGCAAACAGAGGAGGGCCAAGGAUAGCUUGUGCCAACACCACAAUGGUGCGCGUCCCCAAAGCUAGCCUGGGUCGUUGGUUUGGCUCCGGGAUGACGAGCGGCCAGAUACAGUUCUCUCAGGCUGUCCCACAAGGUCCAACAACAAUUGAUGUGUCCCUGAUGAAUCUGAACUCCUUAGCUGGGGGUUACCACGUGCACAUACUGCCCCUCAUAGCUGGCAGCAAAGAGCCCUGCUCCAACAACAACAUCCUGGGUCACUUCAACCCCCUGGGUGUGAACAUAUCAAACAGCCCCUCACCUGGAACUGGCACGGUGGACCAGUAUGAGAUUGGGGACAUCAGUGGGAAGUUUGGGUUGCUGCGUGACCUCAAUGAGCGUCAGGCUGUUUACAUGGACCAAAACAUGCCGUUGACUGGAGUAUUCAGCAUCGUGGGAAGGUCGGUGGUGGUUCACUACACCAACGGAUCAAGAAUGCAGUGUGCUAACAUCGUAGCUGACAUGGACACUGAUGGACAGUUCACCACUGCAAAGGCUGCGUUCAGCGGUACUAUCAACGGGACGGUUAGCAUGCGCCAGCAGAUGUUUCCUGACGGGAGUAGCGGUGACGUGAUGAUGGUAGUGGAUCUUCAUCGAUCAAGAAGACAAAAUCAAACGUCUGUCUUCAUGGCUAUCAAAAGCAACCGUGUGGGCGCCAACAAUGCGUGCGACAGCGUGGGAGGCGUAUUCAAUCCCUUCAACAUGUCGUCCAUGAGCUCCAGCUGUUCUGCAGAAAGUCCUCUGAACUGUGCGGUGGGAGAAGUGUCUGCACGCCACGGCAACAUCAGUCUGACCAUGAGGCAGGUCUUCACCGACAGCGUCAUCAUGCUCACCGGAGACAACUCAGUGGUCCACACAUCUCUGGUGCUGAAGGAGGGAAACAGCAUCAUUGCAUGUGCAGACAUCCUCCCAGAAUCCCCCUCAGCCAUGCAGACUUUCCCCACCGUGGCCAACUUCAGCAGAUUUGACUUCCGUAGUCGGGUUGCAGCUGUGCUGGAGGUGAACAGGUCGAGAAUCACCCUCCUAUCGGACUCUCCCCACACUAACGGCUCAGACUGCCAGACCGUGGACUUCCUGGUGUCAGGGAACGUCAGCGCAGCUCUUCUGAACUCCGUCAAAACCAGCGAGAGGAUGGGCGUGUACAAAGAGUCCGACACGUGUACACGGAGCACUGGUCUGCUGCUGCUGCCAGGAGCUUUGCUGCUGUACUUGAUGUGUGCUGCCGCCUGCCUGCUGCCGUCCUCCCUGCUGUUAUAGCUCAACAAUCAGCCACACCACGCAUCAUCAGGGGGGGCACAUGGACCCUCAUGUGGUCAGGGGCGUGUCCGCACUUCUAUUUUUUUUUUACUGGGAUGGCCCAGCUGGGGCAAUGACUAAUGCAGGGGUAGCAUGAAAUACCAUUUAUUAAAGCGUUCUAUCUCCAUCCAUCAUAUCUACUAUAACCAGGAGUGGAAGAAGGCGGUGCGGUCCCAUACGGCGUCCCACUUAAAGACGAGCAGCUUCCUGCCAAACCAACAUUCAAAACCCGUCCCGGUCACACUUUUAAACACAUCCAGCUAACGUUGUGUCUCGUUUCUAACGUUUGUCUCCUGAUUAAUCGCCUCUAAGUUGUUCCGAGUUUCUUCUGAAGCGUCCGUGCUGGACGGCGCCCCACGCCGCCUUUCAUUCCUGCUCGUUAACGUGAGCUCGAGCUUCCUCACUGAUACAGAUGGAGCCCCCUUAAAGGAGAUUUAACCCUGAUCCCUUAAAGCGACAGUACGGCAGCUUAAAGUAGCAGCUCACGCUUCAUUAUGCAGCAAUCUUUGACAUCCGGUGUUUCCACGGCAGUGAUAAACAUGUCGUGUCUGUCAUGGCUGCUUUGUCAAGACACGCCCCCUUACAACUCUAAAAUGAAGGAUUUCUCUGGCUUCGAUACCUUUUCAACAAAAAUAUAAAACAUAGGUUUAAUCUAUUUUUAAAUAAUUUAGGUAUUUGAGUGUAAAAAUGUUUGUUUACCACAUUUUAAUGCAAAGAAAGCGACCAGCAGCCUGUUACAUCACAGCCCAAACAGCUGAUCAACAACGCAAACAGCCAAUCACAGUCCACGGGGGGCAAUGCCGCCCUCGACCACCCCUGCAGACAUGCCCCUGAAUGUUGUAAAAUACUGAUGUAUAUUUAUGAAGCCAACUGAUUGAUAUCAAACAAAUCAGGACUCUGUUUCUUUGUCAGCCAAUCAAAAUCCUGCAACAUUAUUACUUUUUUUAAUAGUCCUUUUAGGUAACGCGCUCAUCGUUAGCCGCUCAGUGGUCAUUACUGUGUUGUUAAUCUGCUGGUUAUUUUGGUCGUUAACUAGCUGAACUAAAGUUGUACACCUUCUUCUUCUUCUCGUGUUCUUCUCUAUUUAUGCACGCUGUCAAAUCAAACGUUGUGUACAUAUCUGGAAAAAUUGUGAAUAAAAAACGAUCAUGUUUGUA
Messenger RNA from Labrus mixtus (cuckoo wrasse), 4415 nucleotides. It is a transcript of the gene cusr, whose product is annotated as Copper-only SOD repeat protein. The record is from RefSeq and is a predicted model, not a curated record. Bases 277 to 3219 code for a protein of 980 amino acids. Gene Ontology annotation, biological process: superoxide metabolic process. NCBI's taxonomy places the organism in Eukaryota, Metazoa, Chordata, Actinopteri, Labriformes, Labridae. The transcript has 10 exons. Gene Ontology annotation, molecular function: metal ion binding.